Vitis vinifera (wine grape) is the source of this 1924-nucleotide messenger RNA. Its product is annotated as probable pectinesterase/pectinesterase inhibitor 51. The record is from RefSeq and is a predicted model, not a curated record. NCBI's taxonomy places the organism in Eukaryota, Viridiplantae, Streptophyta, Magnoliopsida, Vitales, Vitaceae. The transcript has 2 exons. Gene Ontology annotation, biological process: cell wall modification. The coding region runs from base 99 to 1760 and encodes 553 amino acids. Gene Ontology annotation, molecular function: pectinesterase activity; pectinesterase inhibitor activity.
UGAUCAGAACUAAGAAUCCAUGGGGCUCCCUCAUCACCAAGCACCGGAGAAAAAUCCUAUAAAUACGGUAAAUUUUAACUCUGUUCAUCAUCAUUUCCAUGGAUUCUCUCUUCUGUCCCAUUCUUCUUUCUCUUCUCUUUCUUUCCACUUCCUCCGCCGCAGUCCGUCAAGGUGCGCCGCAUUUCACCCAACAAGCCACCUCUCCUAAGCCCCAGAUCCAACAGGCCUGUAAGGCCACGCGUUUCCCAGAAACAUGUGAGGCCUUUCUCCGAGGAUCGGGUCAUGUCCCUCCGAACCCCAGUCCCGUCCAAAUCAUCCAAUCCGCCAUCUGGGUCUCUUCAGAAAAUCUCAAAACAGCGCAGUCGAUGGUGAAGUCGAUCCUGGACUCGUCCGCAGGGAACAAGAACAGGACGACGGCGGCGAAGAACUGCCUGGAGGACUUGCAUAACUCCGAGUACCGAAUCUCAUCGACGGCGAAGGCUCUGCCACUUGGGAGGAUCAAGGAUGCGAGGGCCUGGAUGAGCUCCGCCCUAGUCCACCAGUACAGUUGUUGGUCAGCCCUCAAGUACGCCAACGACACCCAGCAGGUGAACAGCACGAUGUCGUUUUUGAACUCCACCCUCAUUGUGAUGACCAGCAAUGGCCUAAGCAUGAUGGCUUCUUACGACAUCUUCGGGAACGAAACCGGGUCCUGGAGACCCCCCAAAACGGAGCGCGACGGCUUCUGGGAGGCCUCCGGUGGCGACCAAUCCAAGUUGGGGUUCAAACGCGGAGUUCCGACGGGUCUGAAGCCAAACGCGACGGUGUGUAAGGGAGGCGACGGGUGUUACAAGACGGUGCAGGAAGCGGUGAAUGCGGCACCGGACAACGACAGUAGCCGGAAGUUUGUGAUUAGGAUCCAGGAAGGGGUCUACGAGGAAACGGUCAGGGUGCCGUUGGAGAAAAAGAACGUGGUGUUCCUGGGAGAUGGUAUGGGCAAAACGGUAAUUACGGGCUCUUUGAAUGUGGGCCAACCUGGAAUUUCCACCUACAACUCUGCAACCGUCGGGGUUGCGGGCGAUGGGUUCAUGGCGAGUGGGCUCACAAUGGAGAACACGGCCGGCCCUGAUGAACACCAAGCCGUAGCUUUCAGAUCAGACAGCGAUUUAUCGGUAAUCGAAAACUGCGAAUUCAUAAGCAAUCAAGACACCCUCUACGUUUACUCCCUUCGCCAGUUCUACAAGUCAUGCCGCAUCCAAGGCAACGUGGACUUCAUCUUCGGCAACUCCGCUUCAAUCUUCCACGACUGCCUCAUCCUGGUCAGCCCCAGGCCACUCGAUCCCGAGAAAGGCGAAACAAAUGCUGUGACAGCCCAUGGAAGAACGGACCCUGCUCAGACCACAGGCCUGGUUUUCCAAAACUGUGUGGUAAAUGGCACCGAGGAGUACAUGAAAUUGUACCAUAGCAACCCCACGGUACACAAGAACUUCUUGGGGCGGCCAUGGAAGGAGUAUUCCAGGACUGUUUUCAUACAUUGUAACUUGGAAGUUCUUAUUACACCGCCAGGGUGGAUGCCAUGGAGUGGGGAUUUUGCAUUAGCGACACUUUAUUAUGGGGAAUUUGAGAAUAGGGGACUGGGUGCUAAUUUAUCUUCAAGAGUGGAAUGGAGUAGCCGAAUUCCGGCUAAGCAUGUUGGCACGUAUUCGUUGAAGAAUUUCAUUCAAGGUGAUGAGUGGAUUCCACAUAUUCUUGAUGAUGAGGCCACUGCAAUUAAUCACUGAUUUCGUCAGUUGUUCCUUCCCCUUUACCCUUUGGGAUUUUGCUUGCAAGCUUAGGAGUUUAGCGUGGAUCUCCUGACAACUAGUCAUUCCCCCAUAAUGCCCAUCAUUGAUUAUUUUUCAUGCUUCAAGGAGAAUUUCAAUGAGCCCGGAAGCUACUUUAGUAA